This is a messenger RNA of Laetiporus sulphureus 93-53, 764 nucleotides long. RefSeq lists its product as uncharacterized. The transcript has a single exon. Bases 165 to 629 code for a protein of 154 amino acids. The record is from RefSeq and is a predicted model, not a curated record. NCBI's taxonomy places the organism in Eukaryota, Fungi, Basidiomycota, Agaricomycetes, Polyporales, Laetiporaceae.
AUCAACGAGACCCUGUUGCUGGGAGGCAAGACCGGCAGGAAAAUUGGCUGGGUGCAUAUUAUACUGCUGCGGAAGGCGGUCUGCCAUGAAGGCAGAUCGGAGUGUCGAGGGAGGGGUCGCAAGGCGUGUGCGGUCGUGGGGUGCUGGCGGUGGGAAGGUACGUUAUGCGGCAGGAGGUAAAGCGGGCGGCGAGCGAGCACGGCUGGGCCGCCGCAAAGGAGGACGUCGAUGGGCUGAGCGGCGAUGGGACGCGCACAACGGGGAGGAGGGGGAGAGGGAGGGCAGUCGGAGGGACGAUGGUGGUGGGAGGAGAGAGCAGGCGGGGAUCGUGCUCGGGGCUCACCCGAAGGCGGACAUACACUCGCAUACACAGGCCACCAGCGGAGCUUCAACAUAACCAAACUGUAGCGAUCGCCUCUCUUUUCCCUCCACGCCCUCGCCUCGCCCUCUGCAGACCCCUUGUGCCUGUUUCUUUCUCUCUGCACUGCCGUGAGCCUCUGUUUCAUCCCCACCCACCUUACGUAGACCCCUCGUAUUUUCUUCCGCAAAUGCACCGCGGCGCCACGCUGAACUGCACUGGUCUAUUCAUUAGACGCCCACGCGGCGUUUCAGGCAAAGGCAUCGCGUGAAAUCUGCCUCUUUUCUGCCACUAUCCCGGAUAACCUCUUUUACGAUAAUCUAUUCGAAUAACUCUGAAUUGUGCUUGCAGCGGGGGGUGCGAUGUGGACGGCGUUUCUAUCGCGGCACAUGCUGCGUUGCGUGCG